This is a messenger RNA of Octopus sinensis (East Asian common octopus), 4952 nucleotides long. Its product is annotated as kinesin-like protein KIF11-B. The coding region runs from base 105 to 3227 and encodes 1040 amino acids. Gene Ontology annotation, cellular component: spindle microtubule; nucleus. Gene Ontology annotation, biological process: microtubule-based movement; mitotic spindle assembly. Gene Ontology annotation, molecular function: ATP binding; microtubule binding; plus-end-directed microtubule motor activity. The transcript has 26 exons. The record is from RefSeq and is a predicted model, not a curated record. Lineage: Eukaryota; Metazoa; Mollusca; Cephalopoda; Octopoda; Octopodidae.
AAUACGAAAAAUUUAAAUCCAACAAGGCGAACUGGUCUUACUGUUAUUGUACGUGUGUGUGAUUGUUUGUUGAAAGUUAUUUACUGUACGACAGUAGUGAAAAAAUGGCACCCAAGAAAAAUGGUAAUCAGAAUAUUAAGGUGGCGGUACGAUGCAGGCCUUUGACAUCACAAGAAAAAAAGUCUGGUUCACAUGCUGUUGUGAACAUUUCUCCGGAAAAAAAAGAAGUGAGCGUGCGCGAAAAGAUGGGCAUAGUAACGCAGAUGAAAACAUUUGGAUUUGACUAUGUAUUUCCUCCGGAUGCCAAGCAGAUCGACAUAUACAAAGCAGUGGUUAUCCCAAUUAUUGACGAGGUGCUGCUUGGUUACAAUUGUACCAUUUUUGCCUAUGGACAAACAGGGACGGGAAAGACCUUCACAAUGGAAGGCGAGCGGAGUGAAGAUGUGAACUGUAGUUGGGAAGAUGAUCCGCUGGCUGGUGUCAUUCCAAGAAGUAUGAAUCACAUUUUUGAUGAGUUGAAGAAGCAGGAUGUUGAAUUUUCCAUCCGAGUUUCUUUUAUUGAAUUGUACAAUGAAGAAUUAUUUGAUCUACUGGGGAAUACUAGUAACUUAAGGAUGUUUGAAGACCCAAAACGACAAGGGUCUCUUAUUAUCCAUGGAAUGGAAGAAAUUACAGUCAACUUCAAAGACGAGAUUUAUCAAGUUCUUGAGCGUGGAGCCUCUCGCAGACAGACUGCUUCUACUUUGAUGAAUGCUACUUCCAGUCGUUCCCAUUCAGUGUUUAGUGUGACCAUCCAUACAAAAGAUACAACAAUAACCGGUGAAGAGUUGUUAAAGACAGGCAAACUGUAUUUGGUUGAUCUGGCCGGCAGCGAAAACAUAGGACGUUCUGGAGCUGUAGACAAACGUGCUCGGGAAGCAGGUAACAUCAACCAGAGUCUGUUAACCCUUGGACGAGUCAUUACUGCCCUUGUAGAACAUGCUCCUCAUGUUCCUUACAGAGAGAGCAAACUAACAAGACUGCUGCAAGAUUCUUUGGGGGGUAAAACAAAAACGUGCAUCAUAGCUACUAUAGCACCGUCCCUCUGUAACGUUGAGGAAACUCUAAGCACAUUGGACUAUGCCCAUAGGGCCAAAAACAUUCAGAACAGGCCUGAGAUUAAUCAGAAACUAACAAAGAAAGCUCUUCUUAAAGAAUACACCAAUGAGAUUGAAACGCUAAAGAAAGAUUUGCUUGCAGCUCGGGAGAAAAACGGCAUAUUCUUGGCUGAAGAAAACUACAAUUCCAUGGUUACAAAAAUUGCUCAGCAAGAAACAAUGACGAAAGAAAUGGAAGAUCGAAUUACAGCAUUGAUAGAAGAGAAAGACAAAAUACAAGAGCUAUUUGAGAAGGUUGAUCGCCAAUUGGAAGAUACAACAGAAACCUUGAGUGUCACACAGAGCCAAUUAAGUGAUACCAUGCGCAACCUUACGAACAAAACUAAUGAAUGUGACGAACAGAAGUUCCUGGUGACGGAACACGCGAAGACUGAAUCUGAGCUCUAUUCUCGUGCUGAGAAGCUGUUAUCCACAGCAGAUGACUCCACAUCGGAUGUGUAUGGCCUACACGCGAAGCUGGACCGCAAGAAGGCGGUGGAGAGCUGCAACAACAAACAAAUGACAGACUUCCAGCAAAAGUUCCAAGCUUCUCUUGAAGGCAUGCAUCAUAUAACUAAUGAUAUGAUGGGUUUUGUAUCUAAAUUCCAUGAUAACAACACUGCUCAGCUGAAUGGUCUACAAGAAGUUCUGGCAACCCAUUCUGGCAGCAUGUUAAAGUCCUGGUCCAAUGUAGUAGAGAAUGUAAAGAAGCACACAGACCAAAUGAAAUCUAAUAAACGGAACGAGUUUGAAGAGACAAACACCUUUUUGAAUGAGACUACCACAGAAGUCACAAACAUGCAGGAAAACAGCGUUGACCACUUGAAAGCUAUUGAUUCCGAACUAGUGUCCAGUCUGCAGUCACAGAUGAAUGCUCUCCAGUCGAUACAGACACUGAGGUUGCAGGUUAAGCAGCAGUUGGAGAAGCAGAAAUCUGAAUUUGAGCAAUUCAUGCAGCAGCUGUCUAAAGGAUUAACAGCACAACUGUCUUCACUCUCAGCACUUGUCACUGACCACGUUAACUGGCAGCAGGACCAGACUCAACAGAUGCAACAGAAUAUCGAAGAAUCCAAUUCCUGUAAUUCGAAUCUUGAAAAAUACUUAACUCAGGCAAUGGAUUGUAUCAAGUUGGCACAGAAAGAACGAGAGAAUUCUUCAGGUGUGAAUGAAAGAAUUGGCAAGCUAGUCACUGCUCAGAAGGAGAACAAGAAGUUCGAGAAUCUACAAAGUGAAAUAAAAACAAGCCAGGAAUAUAUUGGCCAACAAUCAGAUAAGGUUUUGGAACAUGCCAAACUUGGAAUUGAUUCCUGUAUUGAAACUGUGCAAAAGGUUGAAAAUGAAGUUGAUGAUGCUCAACAGAAGUGUACCGCAACAAAAACUGCAUUUAACGAGCACUUCCAGAAAGCCACACAGAACUGGGAUAAUUGUUUGUCAAUUGUUACUGAGAAACUGAAUUCUUAUCAAACAGACGCUAAUACCAGCAUAAAUAUUUUGAUAAACCAAACAGAGAAAUUAGACUCACUAACUGUGUCUGCCAUGGAGAAAGCCACUACUUUAACAGAGAGAUCUAAUGAGUCAACAUCAACACAUCUGAACAGUCUACUCGAAUGUGGAAAAUCUCAGUUUGAUAACAUGUCACAAGAUGUUGAAUUAUUGAAAGUAAAGUUGACCUCUCAACAAAAUGAUGUGGAUGGUUUCAUUGCUGAGUUUGCUCAGGAUUUACCUACAGGUGAAACACCAAAACGUCGUCAGUUUAGUUAUCCAAAUGAUUUACCUCAAACUGAAGAUCAUGAUGAAUUAAUUACACAAUACAGGAAGAGCAGGAAAGAUCAGUUUUUGGUAGAAAGAAACAGUGUGGAAAGCACACCUGUAAAAGCUUCACAGGUCAAUAUUGAUGCGGAGAAUUCUGACAAUGCUAGUGAAGCUAGCUUCAGCUCGACCAAUUCCGAUAUCAGCAAAAUUUUGGAAUCUAAAGAGAACCGGCCCCAGAUGCCACCUCCACUUUCAGCGAAGAAAGGGAAGCGUUCAGUGAAAAGAACCGACUCAAGUGGUUCCCGCAGUCGGGUGCCUCUUCGAAUGAAUAACCAGUGAUUCGAUGUGGAAUUAGGAUUUUGUGGGAAUUAGGUUUUUUUAAUCGUUAGGAGCAGGCAGUGGAUAAAAACGUAGUUAAGGAAAAUCUAGAGAUGAAUUUUUAAUCUUUAUUAAAAAUUUAUUUAUUUUUUUGCAAAGGAUCUUUCUCACUGUAAAAUGGAGAUGGUGGGAGGUGGGUGAAAAAAAAAGGAAAAAGCAAGGAAAAGUUCUUGAUAAGUCUACAGUGUUGUCAGAUUUAAUUAAAUCUUUUUUUUUUUUCUCCCAGCUGCAUCUCACCAUAAUAUUGUCAUCUGCUGUAAAGGACGGUUCUGUUUACUUUCCAAACACACUGGCUCAAUAAAUGUAGAAUAAGGGGGAGAUACAAAUAGUAGAAAGAAACAAACCAGUGUUGGUCUAUUUCUUUAUUGACUGUUGUUACAAAAUUUUUUUUUUUUUUUUUUGUGUUUUGAAUUGUUUUGUUUCUGCUUUGCUUAUCCCUCAUGGCACAACUUGGAUUUGCUCUUUGCAUUUAUUUCUGAAUCAGUGCUUUUUUUUUUUUUUUUUUUUUUUUGUUAUUAGUGAGGGUAAGGAAAGAAUACACACACUGCCAGUUCUAAUUUUAAAAUGAAACGGGGAAUUAAAAAUAAUAAAUGAACAGGAACCAGAGUUAUUUACAAACAAGAACUGCAUGAGCUGAUUUUAACUUGGGCAGAAAAUACUCUGCUGUUUUUAUUUUAAAAAAUGUUUAAUUACAUUGUAUAUGUACAUUUUCAAUUUUACAUUUCAUAUUUUGCUGUAUAAAUCAUUACCAUUUGAUGUCUAUUUCUCUCUCUCUCUCUCUCUCUCUGUCGUUCUGUUUGUCUGUCUUUUUUGCUCUCACCUUCUUUUUGUCCUUCUUGCAUUCACUUUUCUACAUUAACCUCUCUCACAUACACUUUCUUUCUCCCACAUGCUCUCUCUCUCUCUCUCUCUCUCAUGCUUUCUCUUGCUCUCAGCUUCUUAAAAACUUCUUUCCACAUACAUUGCAAACACAUUUUCCAUAUAUUUCUACUUCUCCCUUCUCUUCAUUUACUGUUACUACUACUACUACUACUUUCUUUAAAUUCUGUUUUUCUAUCCCUUUUUUCCAUUCCAUUCAUUCAAUAAAUCUCCACUUCAACAUAUUGUAUUUUAUAUCUACACACACACACACAUGUACAUGUAUAUAUAUUAUGCACAUACUGUUAUAUAUACUCAUCUACACACAUUAUUUCUCAUCUCCUCUGACUUAUCUUAAUAAAUCACAAGCGAUAUUUUCUUUGUUAGCAAUUGUUUUCUUCCCAUUUAUUGUAAUAAUACACUUCAAAAUCUCCAUUAAUUGUUCUGACCUCUCUAGGUCACUAUCAAUAUGAAUUUAACAACUAAAGCACUGAGCCGGCAGAUUUGUUAGCAAGCCAGGUAGAAUGCUUUAGCAACAUCACAUCUGUCUUUAUAUUCUGAGUUCAAAUUCUGCUGAGGUCGACUUUGCCUUUUGUCCUUUCAAGGUUGAUAAAGUAAGUACCAGUUGAACACUGGUGGUCGAUGUAAUUGACUUAUCCUUCCCUUGAAAUUACUGGCCUUGUGCCAAAAUUUGAAAACUACUCGUUAGUUAACCAAAAUUGUCAGGUCAUUUGGAGAAGGAAUGAACAUUGCCACAUUACAAUUCAUUUUUUCUAUAAGCUGAGAUAUUAUAUUUAAUUGUUGGAGAAGAUGAAAUAAAAUGAAAAA